This is a messenger RNA of Anisakis simplex (herring worm), 636 nucleotides long. NCBI's taxonomy places the organism in Eukaryota, Metazoa, Nematoda, Chromadorea, Rhabditida, Anisakidae. The record is from the annotation of a GenBank genome assembly.
GGUAACAAAUAUGCGAUGGUUGAGGUGUUGGAUGGUGUUGUUGAGAAUACGAUUCAUUCAGACAGCAACAUGAAUAUGAGUGAUAAUACUAAUGAUAGUAUGAAAAUGGAUGAGAGUAAUAUGAAUGAUGGCGAUAGUGGUGAAGCGUUGUAUAUUGAUGGCAUGAUUGAUCCCUUACCGCAGGUUCACCAUUUAAGGAAUCGAGUCUAUGGCACCUGUCGAUGUCCUGAAUGCGGCCAGUCGUUUGUGAACACUGCAAGAUUGGAGAGGCAUCUGGCUGUUCAUCAGGUGUUUGGCUCAUUUUUGUGUCCGUUGUGUGGUAAAACGUAUAAAUAUGAGUAUAAUUUAUUCUAUCAUUGGCGUAAAACGUGUCGCGAUUUGAAUGCCUUAUUGGGUCUGGAAGAGCGAAGAACAAUGGACGUGGGUGCGUUAAGACAGGUGGUCGAAGAGGUGGCGCAGAAGAAGACCGACAUAGGCCCGAUUGAUAUCGGAAUCAAUCGACGUGUUUUGUACGCAACGACGCCGCUGGAUAAACUCGAGAUGCCGUCCAGCCUUCAUAGUAAAUUUUUGGAUUGUAUAAAGCCUGUUGAGGUGACCUGCAGCCUCAGAUCUUAUCAACACGAGGAUUGCUUGUAG